GUUAUGUCAUGCCUUAACCAGGUAAACAAUGGGUUUGUUGGCCCCCAUUUGUUAGGUUUUUUUAACAUUAAAAUACCCGCCAAGAAGUUGAUUCAACUUCCUUUUUUGAUUUCCACAGUCCAAAAGAUUCAGAAAACACAACACAAAAAAGCAAAAGUGAAAAAGAUCACAUUCCCAAAAGCAACCAAAAAGCAAAAUUCACACUUUGUUGUACUAAACCAAACAACAUGUAUAUACACUCAAGAUCCUAUUUUUAUACUCUCAAACUCGUGCAUUAUUUCUCCUUUGCAUUCCCAAAUGUUUCUUGGCUUUCCACAAAAUGGCAGAAAUUGUUCUUGCAGAACCAAUUCAAGAAAGUACUUCUUCUACUGCUGCUAGUACCAGCAGAAGAGAUUAUACCACAAGCAAUGAAAGACCCUUCACUAGAUCAAUCACUUUCGGGCGAGAUCAUGUGCCUGAGCCCUUUGACAGUGAGAAGUUGCCAGUCACUUUGAUUUCAGAGAUUCAACGAUUUCUUCGAGUAGCUAAUCUUAUUGAGUCAGAGGAGCCUCGUGUCGCUUAUCUUUGUCGUUUUCAUGCUUUUGAAGUAGCGCAUAACUUGGACAGGAAUUCGAAUGGCCGAGGAGUACGGCAGUUUAAAACUGCUCUUCUUCAACGGCUUGAACAGGAUGAAGAAGUUACUCUCAGGAAAAGGAAGGAAAGGACUGAUUUACGUGAACUUAGACGUGCUUAUCGCGAGUAUAAAGACUACAUCAUCAAAUAUGGUGCAGAGAGUCAUCUAGAAAAUAGAGAAAGGCUGACUAAAGCACGUGCCAUUGCUUCAGUGUUGUUUGAAGUAUUGGAUACAGUUUCCAGAGCAGCAGGUGUUCAGGCUCUAGCUGGGAGUGAGAGGCGCGAUGCCAAAUCUGAACUCUUUGUGUCGUAUAACAUUCUUCCUCUUGAUCAAGGAGGAAUUCAUCAUGCAAUCAUGCAACUCCCCGAGAUUAAAGUUGCGGUUGCAGCAGUUCGUGAUGUUCGUGGUUUGCCUUUCCUGGAAGAUUGUCAAAAACACAUAACCAACCUGGAUUUGUUCAAUUGGCUCCAGUUUUGCUUUGGAUUUCAAGAAGGAAAUGUAGCCAAUCAGAGAGAGCAUUUAAUUUUAUUACUUGCUAAUGCGCAUGUUCGGCAGACUCAGAAGCAAGUAUUAGUACCCAAGCUAGGGGAUGUUGCCGUUGAUGAGCUGAUGAAGAAGUUUUUUAAAAAUUAUACAGAUUGGUGCAAAUUCUUGGGACGAAAAAGCAAUAUUAGGGUUCCAUAUUUGAAACAGGAGGCUCAGCAAUACAAACUUCUGUAUAUAGGUCUCUAUCUUCUGAUAUGGGGAGAGGCUGCUAAUUUAAGAUUUAUGCCAGAAUGUCUGUGUUACAUAUUUCACCAUAUGGCAUAUGAGUUGCACAGCAUGCUAAUUGGUGCUGUAAGCAUGACAACUGGAGAAAAGCUCAUGCCAGCUUACCAGGGAAAUUCCGAAUCUUUUCUGAACAACGUAGUGUCUCCAGUGUAUGAUGUCAUAUAUAAGGAAGCAAUGAAAAGCAGAAAUGGAACAGCUGAUCACUCGACAUGGAGGAACUAUGAUGAUCUGAAUGAGUUCUUUUGGUCUCCAGAUUGUUUUCAAAUAGGUUGGCCCAUGCGCCUGGACCAUGAUUUCUUUUGUAUAGGAUCUCCAACUAAUCGCAAAGUUCGAAAAGAAAAGGCUUCUGUUGCCAACCAAGAAGGCAACAAAAAGGAUGCUAAUGAAGAUGAAGAAAUGGGGAUCCUAGUGGAUGAGGUGCAGGAACCAAAGUGGCUGGGGAAGAUGAAUUUUGUAGAAAUCCGCUCAUUUUGGCAGAUUUACAGAAGCUUUGACAGGAUGUGGAGCUUUUUUAUCCUAUCACUUCAGGCAAUGAUAAUUAUGGCAUCUCACAAUUUGGAUUCUCCUCUACAAGUCUUUGAUGCAACAGUACUCGAGGAUGUUAUGAGUAUCUUCAUCACAUCAGCGGUUCUUAAACUUGUAAAUGCUAUUCUUGAUAUCAUCUUUACAUGGAAAGCUCGAUGUACAGUGGACCCCAAUCAAACUCUGAAACAUGUGCUGAGGGUGGUUGUUGCUAUGAUGUGGACCAUCAUUCUUCCCAUAUAUUAUGCUAGUUCUCGUAGAAAAUAUACUUGUUAUUCAACGCAAAGUGGGAGUUGGCUUGGAGAGUGGUGCUAUUCUUCCUAUAUGGUAGCAGUUGCAUUCUACUUGAUGACCAAUGCAAUUGACAUGGUUCUAUUUUUUGUGCCUGUGGUUGGAAAGUAUAUCGAGACCUCCAAUUACCGGAUAUGCAUGUUCUUAUCCUGGUGGACUCAGCCUAAGCUAUAUGUUGGGCGAGGAAUGCAAGAAAGACAAGUCUCCCUUCUAAAGUAUACCAUUUUUUGGAUGUUCUUGUUAAUAAGCAAAUUCAUAUUUAGCUACGCAUUUGAG
This is a messenger RNA of Nicotiana tabacum (common tobacco), 2473 nucleotides long. The record is from RefSeq and is a predicted model, not a curated record. NCBI's taxonomy places the organism in Eukaryota, Viridiplantae, Streptophyta, Magnoliopsida, Solanales, Solanaceae.